AUGAGUAGGCAACAGCAAGACUCAACAGACCCUGAAGAGCCUUAUGAGCCCUCGAAAGCCCAAGAAAGUACCAGCAAAGGCCAAAUGUGUUACUCAACUACUUCCAUUCCACCACCUCCACCAUCCCAUCCAGCCAGCCAACCACCAUUGCCAGCAUCUCACCCAACACAACCGCCAGUCCCAAGUCUACCUCCCAGAAACAUUAAACCUCCUUUAGAUAUAAAAAGCCCUGUAAAUGAAGAAAGUCAAGAUGGUGUCCUGCACUCUGAUGGUACUGGAAAUCUAGAGGAGGAACAAGAGAGUGAAGGAGAAACCUAUGAAGACAUAGAAGCAACCAAAGAAAGAGAGCAAAAAAGAGAGAAGGAAGAAAAGAAGAGAUUAGAACUGGAGAAAAAGGAACAGAAAGAGCGAGAAAAGAAAGAACAAGAAAUAAAGAAGAAAUUUAAACUAACAGGCCCCAUUCAAGUCAUCCAUCAAGCAAAAGCUUGCUGUGAUGUCAAAGGAGGAAAGAAUGAACUGAGCUUCAAGCAAGGAGAGCAAAUUGAAAUAAUCCACAUCACAGGCAACCCGGAAGGAAAAUGGCUGGGCAGAAGAGCCAGGGGCUCGUAUGGCUAUAUUAAAACAACUGCCAUAGAAAUUGACUAUGACUCCCUGAAGCUGAAGAAAAACUCUCUCAGUGCUCUUUCAUCAAGGCCAAUUGAAGACGACCAGGAGGUAUAUAAUGAUGUUGCAGAGCAGGACAAUAUUAACAGCCACAGUCAGAGCGGAAGUGGAGGGAUGUUCCCACCUCCCCCAGAUGAUGAUAUUUAUGAUGGGAUUGAAGAGGAAGAAACUGAUGAUGGCUCCAUACUACAGGUUGAAGAGAAGAGCAAUUCGUGGUCCUGGGGGAUUUUGAAGAUGUUAAAGGGAAAAGAUGACAAAAAGAAAAGUAUACGAGAGAAACCUAAAAUCUCUGAGUCAGACAAUAAUGAAGGUUCAUCUUUUCCUGCUCCACCUAAACAAUUGGACACGGGAGAUGAAGUUUAUGACGAUGUGGAUGCCUCUGACUUCCCUGCCCCGCCAGCACAGUUGAGUCAAGGAGCCAAGGCUAAGACCAAAGAGAAAGACGCCAAGAAGCUAAAAAAGCAGGAAAAAGAAGAGAAAGACUUCAGGAAAAAGUUUAAAUAUGAUGGUGAAAUUAGAGUUUUAUAUUCCACCAAAGUUGCACCCUCCUUAACUUCUAAAAAAUGGGGGACCAGAGAUCUCCAGAUGAAGCCCAGUGAAUCUCUUGAAGUUAUACAAAGCACAGACGAUAUGAAAGUUCUCUGCAGGAAUGAAGAAGGAAAAUAUGGAUAUGUUCUCCGAAGUUCCUUGGUGGAUAAUGAUGGAGAGAUCUAUGAUGAUAUUGCUGAUGGUUGCAUCUAUGACAAUGACUAGAUCUCAGCUAUGUUCAUUCUGCUGUGCUCUUUUAAUGCCAAUAUGAAGUCUGAGUUUCAGCUGACCUGUUAUUGGAUAUCACAGAAAAUGAACUCACAAAACGACUUAUUACCAUUUGUUAUAAAAUUCUGAUUAUCUUUAUGAAGUUUUGAAACUUUGGACUUAGAAA
Messenger RNA from Suricata suricatta (meerkat), 1585 nucleotides. RefSeq names its product FYN-binding protein 1-like. Gene Ontology annotation, molecular function: lipid binding; protein binding. The transcript has 2 exons. The record is from RefSeq and is a predicted model, not a curated record. Gene Ontology annotation, cellular component: plasma membrane. The coding region runs from base 1 to 1416 and encodes 471 amino acids. Lineage: Eukaryota; Metazoa; Chordata; Mammalia; Carnivora; Herpestidae. Gene Ontology annotation, biological process: T cell receptor signaling pathway; protein localization to plasma membrane; integrin-mediated signaling pathway.